Messenger RNA from Perognathus longimembris pacificus (Pacific pocket mouse), 3899 nucleotides. RefSeq names its product serpin family I member 1 (gene Serpini1). The transcript has 9 exons. Gene Ontology annotation, biological process: negative regulation of endopeptidase activity. The record is from RefSeq and is a predicted model, not a curated record. Lineage: Eukaryota; Metazoa; Chordata; Mammalia; Rodentia; Heteromyidae. The coding region runs from base 473 to 1705 and encodes 410 amino acids. Gene Ontology annotation, molecular function: serine-type endopeptidase inhibitor activity.
GGCUCAGGCGGCGGGGAAGUCUCCGGGCAAUGGCCGGGUAGCUGGAGGGCGAGGUGCGGGGACCCUUCUGGGCCACCGAAGCUGACCAGCCCCAUUUCCAGGCCAGUCUGGACUCUGCAGAGGCGCCCGCACGGGGCUCUAGAUACAAUGCCUCUGGGUGCCCCCCGGGGGUGGGAUAGAGACCCAGCGGUUGCGUGAGAUUGAGAACUCGGGGGAAGGUGGUCCAUCAGGCGCACCGGCCCGGACCACCGAGGCGGCAGGGGGCGGAGCCACGGCGGGGGCGGAGCCAAAGCUUCACAAUUCGCCAACUGGAGGCGGGGGGCGGGGCCUGAGCCCGGGCAGGAGCCCGAGGCACCGCCUGGACGGUAGUUUCCCGGGAGAGACCAAAGCAGCAACCAAAGCCGAGCGCCACGCCGAGCAUCAGCUCAGCCUCAGUAUCCCGCCGGGGUGGCAGACUUGAGACAAUCGCAGCAUGGCUGUGCUUGGACUCUUCUCUUUGCUGCUUUUGCAAAGUCUAGCCACCAAGGCCACUUUUCCUGAUGAAGCCAUUGCUGAGUUGCCAGUGCAUCUGUACCACCAUCUUCGGGCCACUGGGGAAGAGGAAAAUAUUCUCUUCUCUCCACUGAGCAUUGCUCUUGCCAUGGGAAUUAUGGAACUUGGGGCUGGCGGGUCUACUCUGAAGGAAAUCCGCCACUCCAUGGGCUACAACAGCCUGAAAGAUGGUGAAGAAUUUUCUUUCUUGAAGGAUUUUUCUAACAUGGUAACCACUGAAGAGAGUCAAUAUGUGAUGAAAAUUGCCAAUUCCCUCUUUGUGCAAAAUGGGUUCCAUGUUAAUGAAGAAUUUUUACAAAUGAUGAAAAAAUACUUUAAUGCAGAAGUAACUCAUGUUGACUUUAGCCAAAAUGUAGCUGUGGCCAACACCAUCAAUAAGUGGGUGGAGAAUACUACAAAUAAUCUGUUGAAAGAUUUGGUGUCCCCCGGGGAUUUUGACACCAUCACUCAUCUGGCCCUCAUCAACGCUGUCUAUUUCAAAGGCAAUUGGAAGUCACAGUUUCGGCCUGAAAAUACCAGAACAUUUUCCUUCACUAAAGAUGAUGAGAGUGAAGUGCAGAUCCCCAUGAUGUAUCAACAAGGAGAAUUCUAUUAUGGGGAAUUUAGUGAUGGCUCCAAUGAAGCUGGUGGAAUCUACCAGGUCCUAGAAAUUCCAUAUGAAGGUGACGAGCUGAGUAUGAUGCUGGUACUCUCCAGACAGGAAGUUCCACUGGCUGCUCUGGAGCCCUUGGUCAAAGCACAGUUGAUUGAGGAAUGGGCAAACUCUGUGAAGAAGCAAAAAGUGGAAGUCUACCUGCCCAGGUUCACAGUGGAACAAGAAAUUGAUUUAAAAGACAUUUUGAAGUCCCUUGGAAUAACUGAAAUAUUCAUCAAAAAUGCAAAUUUGACAGGCCUGUCCGAUGACAAAGACAUGUUUCUUUCCAAGGUGAUUCACAAGUCCUUCCUAGAGGUUAAUGAGGAAGGCUCUGAAGCUGUGGCUGCAUCAGGAAUGAUCGCAAUUAGCAGGAUGGCUGUGCUGUAUCCCCAAGUGAUCGUAGACCAUCCAUUUUUAUUUCUUAUCAGGAACAGGAGAACUGGUGUGAUCUUGUUCAUGGGCCGAGUCAUGCAUCCGGAAACUAUGAACACAAGUGGACAUGAUUUUGAAGAACUGUAAAUGACUGCAUCUCAGUAACAAGAAAAAGACUAACAAAGCACAUUAUGUUCACAGCUGGUAUAUACAUAGUUAGGAUUUGUGUCUUACCAUAUAUAGAUAAUCUUUCAAGUAGCUCUAGAUAGAAGCAAAUAUAUGUGACUUAUAAGUCAAUCUGUCAAAGGAAUGUUAUCAGAAUUAAAGAAAUAGUCUUGUUCCUGUCCAUGUGUGUGUUGUGCUGCUGUGUGAAAUAAAAGUACCUAUGGAACAUGUGAGCAGGUGUUUUCCAUUUUAGAAAUAGUGGUAGUGUAUAGAUAACUUUAGGUGACAUUUGGAACCAAUGAUAUUUCUUUAGGAUAUGUGAAGAUACCACCAGUUGCAAUUUGGAAACUGGCAUCUCUGAACAUCUUAAAUCCCUCCUCAUCCUGUAGAACUGAAGCACCAACCAAAGUAAACUAGCAUUAUGCACUUAGAUACAAUGAGUAAUAACAUGUGUUCGGAAGGAAAGUAAUGCAGGACAAUUUUAGUUGUCAUUUGUUUGAGAAUCAGUGCGGAAGAUGGUAUAAGAAACAAAUAUUCACCUGAAUAUUCAUCAAAACGUGUUAGAAAAAAUAAAACAAAAACGAGGGCUAUAUACCAUUAUUGAUCACUGGAUUUCUUCUACUUGUAGAAACAUUGGCUAUACCCAGUAUGCAGUUACAUCAGCGGCUACCUGACAAAUCUCCUUACCUUGUAUGUCAGUUGCAACUCGAGACCAGAUCACGUAAUUGGGUGAUACCACCUAGGUUUGUGUAGGGACCUUUUGAGGUGUUCCCACAAAGAUGAAUCACCUAAUGACCUGCAUCUUAAAUCAAAGCCUGAAGUUCAAGCAGGCAUGAAUAGACCAAUUAUUUAGGUAUAGUUAUUUUAUGUGAGAUUAGAUGAUGAAACAAUGACAUCUUUGAGAUCAGAGCUUCUCAGAUUUCAUGUGUGAUCCAGUCACCUGGACAUGUUAUUACAAAUACAGAUGAAGGCCCUGGAGAGGCCCACCAUUGUAGACCUCCACCAAGCUCUUUCGCUGUUCAUAUAUGGACUAUGGACUUGGCUGUUCAUUGCUUUGCUUCCACUUAAAGUUUGCAUGUCAAAUAUUUUUAUAAAUAAAAACAGAAAACUUACAAAAUUUUCAUAAAAUUAACAAUGAUUUGAUGUACCAUGGUAAUCUCCAUUAAUAAUGAAAUAGUAAUUAAAAAUGUUUGGUUUUAAAGUGUUUUUUUUCUAUUGUGUUCUGUGGAUGAAUGCAUUUUUCUUGCUAUUAGAAGAUAUGAAAUGUGUUCUUUAAAAAUGAAAAUACAGAGACAUUUAUGGGCAAUACCCAUAAAAGAAUUUAUGACUUAUCCAAGGAUGCAAUAUUUAAUACCGAAUCUUUUACAACUUAUAUUUUCAGAAGACUUAUAGUUUACUCAUAAAUCUUAGAUUUAUUGCAGAAUAGUGUUCUUAUUUUCAUUUAUAAUUUAUGUAGGCUGGGUUAUCUGAUGUUGGUUCAUUAUUGUUAUCCUGAGUGUGUAAUAUUCCUAAUUACUACAUCACUACUGGUUAAGUAUUACAUCUGGUGUUUUAGCUGUAUGUUCACCAGAUAUCUAACUGUAUUACCUAUAAGGAGGAAUGCAUGUCCUUAUACAAUGAGUAGAUUUUAUAAAGCCAAAAAAUGUAGUUUUUAUUAACUAAUCUAAGAUUAAGUUCUAUCAUACAAAAUACUUAUCUUCAAAUAUAUUUCAGUACAGUUUAAGUUUAAAUGAAAAUGAAUCUUCCUUUGUUAUUAGCAUGUUUUGGUAAGGAUAGUAUGUUGCAGUACUAAGUUUCUCUUGUGGCUUCCUCUUUGCUUAAAAUGUCUUCAGUAUUUUCCUUCUUGAAAAAGUAGCAGUGUACAGUUCAGUUCCUACUUCAUUUAAGUUGAAUAAUGACAGCAAACACACUCAAACACAUAUUCAGCUUCCAAAAGUUGUUUUUUCUCUUUAUAUAUAUUUUUGGAGGAGAUCAAUAAUUGUUAUAUGGUUUUUGUUUUUUUAUCUGCAAUCACAAUUUUACUUUUUUGUGUGUUUGCAAUAGACUGAACUGAAUAGAGAAUGCAAUACUGUACAUUUUGACAUCACCAAAAUGACUGAUGGUUAGAAUUAGAUCUUAAAGAAAUGUUCACUUGGACACUAGGAAAGUUUAACUGUGAAAACAAUGGAAAUAAAGA